Messenger RNA from Linum trigynum, 843 nucleotides. The record is from the annotation of a GenBank genome assembly. Lineage: Eukaryota; Viridiplantae; Streptophyta; Magnoliopsida; Malpighiales; Linaceae.
AUGGCCACUGCUUCUCUGUGUUGUUCGGCUCGGAUCAAUGCAUUCGAUGGAGGGCUUCGGAUUCAAAGGAGCUACCUUUUCCAACCAACUUCACUUCCUGUUCCCAGGAGAAAAGUUCAGUCAAUAGUGAGGGCAACUUCUCGUGUUGAUAAGUUCUCGAAAAGUGAUAUCAUCGUUUCACCAUCUAUCCUGUCUGCUAAUUUUGCCAAGUUGGGAGAGCAGGUCAAAGCAGUCGAGGAAGCGGGAUGUGAUUGGAUCCAUGUUGAUGUAAUGGAUGGCCGUUUUGUGCCCAAUAUCACCAUUGGACCUCUUGUGGUUGAUGCUCUGCGCCCUGUGACAGAUCUCCCCUUAGAUGUGCACUUGAUGAUCGUGGAACCUGAUCAACGUGUGCCAGAUUUUAUCAAGGCUGGGGCUGACAUAGUCAGCGUUCACUGUGAACAAUCUUCCACCAUCCAUUUACAUCGUACAGUAAAUCAGAUAAAAAGCCUUGGAGCCAAAGCUGGAGUUGUCUUGAACCCUGGCACCCCUUUGGGUGCUAUUGAAUAUAUUCUUGAUGUGGUUGAUCUGGUCUUGAUUAUGUCGGUGAACCCUGGUUUCGGUGGUCAAAGCUUCAUUGAGAGCCAAGUAAAGAAGAUUGCUGACCUACGGAGAUUAUGUGUGGAGAAGGGAGUAAAUCCAUGGAUAGAGGUUGAUGGUGGUGUUGGUCCUAAAAAUGCUUACAAGGUUAUUGAGGCUGGAGCAAAUGCUUUAGUUGCUGGUUCGGCUGUUUUUGGGGCCAAAGAUUACGCUGAAGCUAUAAAAGGAAUCAAAACCAGCACAAGGCCAGUAGCAGUACCAGCAUGA